AUGGCAGACCCUGCAACGAUCUACGAGUUCCUGAAGCAGCAGCCCUCAAGCGGUGCAAAGAGAGCAGCGCCACCGGCCACCACGACGCGCACCUUCCAAUGCCACUUCUGCCACCGCAAGUUCUACACCUCCCAAGCCCUCGGCGGCCACCAAAACGCCCACAAGCUGGAGCGCGCCGCCGCCAGGAGAACCACCGUCAACAUCAACGUCCCUUUCCACAAUAAUAAUGGGCCUCUCCCCCUCAAGCCCACCGACCCCAAGCCCAGGCCCGAGCCCCUGGAGCCCGCUUCACCCCCCACCGGGCUUUUCUUCCACCACCCCCCCUACUGGCUCGACGUGGAGCCCUUGCAGUUCCAAACCACGCACGUGACCGCCACGCUCCCUCUUCCAUUCCACGCUCCUUCCCCUUCCCCUUCCCCUUCCCCUUCUGCUUCCUCUCACAAUGUUGAUGCUUCUGAACACGUCAACCUCGACCUCACCCUUCGCUUGUGA
Molecule: messenger RNA, 492 nt
Organism: Cajanus cajan (pigeon pea)
Lineage: Eukaryota; Viridiplantae; Streptophyta; Magnoliopsida; Fabales; Fabaceae
Source: RefSeq, a predicted model, not a curated record